CGAAGAACGUGAAACCACAUAAAAAAAAUGCCGGUGGAGGGUCGAAGGGAUAGACGGGUGGGGUCCCGAGAGGAUGUAGCCAUGGAAGAGAGGCGGAACGAUUUGAUCAGGAGGUUCCGCCCGAUGUUUGACAAGCAUGGCAGACAAGGUGUACCUUUACGUGAUUUACGGGAGGAGCUGGAAGAAGAGGGACUGACAGAAAGUAUUGCUCCGGAGCGAUUGGACGAACUCCUCCGACGAGCUGAUAGGGAUGGAGAUAAAAAAAUCCGACUCGGGGAGUUUGUCAGAAUGAUGACCGGAGAUGACAUUAAGGAUCAUGAACGAAAGAAGAUGGGAGGUCUGCUAGGGGCAGCCAUUGCUAACAUUGUUCCCCAGAGCAUGAGAGAGGAUUUCAUAGCAAACUACAACUGUAAACCUCCUCCUAUCUUCAUGAUCUUCAUCAGCAUUGUAGAGAUAGUAAUUUUUGUUGUUUACGCUGAGGAACAGAAGUCUCGUGGUGUAGCGACCACGUCUGUCUCUGGAGUCCCUCUGUACAGCCCUCUGUUGUAUAAACCAACCAGACGCUACGAGGCAUGGAGAUUUGUCACCUAUAUGUUUCUACACCAAGGGUACAUCCAUUUGAUUUCUAACCUGAUCUUCCAGUUACUGCUGGGCCUGCCUUUAGAGCUGGUUCAUAAAUUCUGGAGAGUUUUUCUUAUUUAUGUCCUGGGAGUUAUUGCAGGUUCCCUCGCCCAUUCUGUGACAGAUCAUGCAGUGUCUUUAUGUGGAGCCAGUGGUGGAUGCUAUGCCCUGAUUGGUGCCCAUAUUGCAUCCGUUAUUACUAACUGGAAGGAAAUGAAUUACAAGUGCUGUGAUGGAUCCAUUCUGCGAUUUCUUCUCAGUGCACCUGUUAGAUUAACAGUAUUUCUUGUCUUAUCUAUUGGUGACACCAGUGUUGCUGUUUAUAGAAGAUUCUUUGAAGAAGGUGCUACUAAAAUUGGUAUUUCUGCUCACAUUGGAGGCAUGAUGGCUGGGUUGCUUAUUGGAGUUCCACUGCUUAAGAAUGUGAAUGUAUUACCCUGGGAGAGGAAGCUAGGCUGGGUCUCGUUGAUCAUAUACCUCAUUUUUGUUGCAUUCUGUAUGUUUUUUAAUGGACUUUAUCAUGGCUACCCAGAAACAGACUGGUCAUCCUGCUGUCCAGCCUGAGAGGUGCUGCAUCUAAUAGUUAUUCCAAUUUCAUAUGAAAUUACCUCACUAGGUUUUUUUCCCCUUUAUAUUGACAAUACAUUACAUGAUGUGUUACAUUGAUUACAAUUCUUUACAGUCCUUUAUUGUCCUACAGGAUAUAUUACAUAGACAUAGGCAGUUAAGGAACAUGUGUGCCUUUAUAUUAAAGUAUUAAUUUAAUAACAUUUAUUGUUAAUUUCAAUGUGCUUUCAUUUUAAUGCUUUUAACCUCAUCUUUGAAAUUCAAUUAUUAAUAAAUCUUACAUUAACUAUUAAAUUUUAUAAUAGAUAACAGUUUAACUUUCACUUGAAGUAGAGAACUUAGUCAUCUCCAAUACUAGUGAAUAAUGAACCAUAUAAGUCAUUUGUAGUACCUAUAGGCUUCCCCCUUCUACCGGUAAUUGACCAUUUGUUUUUGUUUUUUUUCUAUAGUUUAUAAAUGCAUUUUCUUUACAUAUUAUUGAAAAAACUUUGAGCUUUCCUGAAUCACUGAGACUCGAGUGAGCUUUCCUGGUCAAAAUUGGUCAGUUAGCAUUCAAGUUUCAAUGACUACUGUAAACCAACUUUUAUUCGUGUGGGAGAAAUAUCAGAGAGUUUCAUGACCUUCUUUAAUUUGAAUUAAUCACUGCAAACCAUUUAUUUUUCUUUGUAUUUAUAGAGAAUGUUUCCUAAGUAGCAAAAAUUAAUCAUUGUGGAUUGAUUUCAAACUGAUGAAUCGCGAAUAAAAGAUGACGCGAAUAAUAAUUGGUUUACAGUAAUUCAAGAUGAAGUAAUUGUCCCAAAUAUCAAGUGGGGAUACAGAAGGAAUCUAUAGACCUUGUGAAAAAAAAGAACAAAUUUUCAAGUACCGUAUAUACUCGCCUAUAAGUCGGCUGUAUUUUUUAAGCUUAAAUUGGAGGGAUUGACCCGCUAAAAUAGCAAUAUUUUUAUAACUCACGUAUAAGUCGGAUAAAGAAAUUUGGACCAAAAUUUAACUCCCAAAAAACCGACUUAUAGGCCAGUAUAUACGGUAUACAACCAUUCAUUCAUAAGGACUUUAACUUAAUUAAAAUGAAUUAGAAAGGAAGCAGCCUAGGUACAGAUUCUAAUUUGUUGAGGUCAUGACCCCAGAGAUGAAGUUUAGGAUACAGAAAGAACAUGUUGACUUAAUAAAUAACAAGGCCUCUUGUUUUGUCCAAUAAAUACAUGAAUGCCAUCAUGUUUGAGUAAGGCAUUCCACUUUGUAAGAGGUCCCUCGAGUCUCAACAGAAAGAGAGAGAGAGAACUGUUACUCAAGUGUGCAUUGUGGUGAGGCUUGUUUUGAAAAAUAUGUAUUAUCUGCUACUGCAUAAUCAAUAUUGCUAUAUUUUUAUAAUUUUUUGAUAUCUGUAUUACAAGGAAUCUGACAACAGAAUCUUUUAAAUUAGAUGCCAUAUGUUUUACAAUCUAUUCAUAUCAUUUUAUAACUUGGUUAGUGAUAUAUGUAUAUAUAUAGUUAUAAAUCAUGACAUUG
Messenger RNA from Saccostrea echinata, 2697 nucleotides. RefSeq names its product rhomboid-related protein 2-like. The record is from RefSeq and is a predicted model, not a curated record. Gene Ontology annotation, cellular component: membrane. The transcript has 10 exons. Gene Ontology annotation, molecular function: calcium ion binding; serine-type endopeptidase activity. NCBI's taxonomy places the organism in Eukaryota, Metazoa, Mollusca, Bivalvia, Ostreida, Ostreidae. The coding region runs from base 28 to 1185 and encodes 385 amino acids.